Daktulosphaira vitifoliae (grape phylloxera) is the source of this 498-nucleotide messenger RNA. RefSeq lists its product as uncharacterized. NCBI's taxonomy places the organism in Eukaryota, Metazoa, Arthropoda, Insecta, Hemiptera, Phylloxeridae. The transcript has a single exon. The record is from RefSeq and is a predicted model, not a curated record. The coding region runs from base 1 to 498 and encodes 165 amino acids.
AUGACUUUUUCACGUAUUUCUAAUCCUAUAUCUUCAACUUACUAUAUUCAUAACCAUCCUAUUUCUUCUGUUCCUUCUAUAGUUGACCUUGGGUUUCGUCUUACUCCUACUUUAAAUUUUCGACUUCAUAUUGAAGAAGUAUGUUGUAAGGCUCUAAAAACUUUAGGUUUUAUUCAGAGAAUUUCUCAUGAAUUUCACCUCUCAAGACCACUAAAAAAUCUUUUUUGUUCACUAGUUCGCCCUAUCCUUGAGUAUGGUUCGGUUUUAUGGGAUCCUUACACAGCUACCGACUCUAUGAUACUUGAAAGAGUGCAGCGUAAAUUUUUACGCUUUGCGGCUCAUAUCCUUAAUAUCCCCCAUCCACCUCAUGACUUAACUCCUAUUCAAAAUUUCUUACAACUUCCUUCCUUAUCUGCUAGAAGACAUGACUCUAAUAUCCGUUUCCUUUCUAAACUCUCAGCUGGCUUGAUUGAUCUCCUGUCCUACUUUCUAAAUUGA